AUGCCCACAACUGCACUUACUUUACCUUCUUCAACUCCAAAGAAAAAAAACUUUACACUCGCUUCAAAGAUAAAUAAGUCCUUCCAUUUACGUUCUCUUUAUGCUCAAUACGGCUUAAAAGACAAUCACAAAACUUAUCGUUUUUUUAAAAAUCUUUAUGAUUACCAAGAAAAACCAGCUCUACUAAUCACUAAACACAAACUGGAUGCCGAAACUGGUCAGCAUCUCCCGAAAAAUCAAAAAGUAUUUCGCUAUUAUGACUAUCAAACACAGCAAACAUCCUAUUUUUAUCGCACCAACGAAACUUUAAGCGGCCAAUGUGCUAACCCGACUCUGAUUAAAAAAAACUAUCGCCUUGGCACUCGUUCUUUAAACCCUUUAUCCCUGCUUAGUUUAGCCACUAAACAUAGCAAAAAAGAAGUUUAUUCGCUCAAAAAGCCCAAAAAUCCAACUGUUCAGCAGGAUUUUCAGGAAUUCUUAAUCACCCGUCUCCUUUUGCUCUGUAAUAAAGCGGAAUUCCUCCAUUUACCCUUAGAACAAGACCGGGUUUUUAAAGAAAAAGGGGCUUGUGACAACUUAAUCUACACCCAUUUUCAAACUAAACCAGUCCUCCACUUCCAAUUUUUAUCCGAAAACGCGGCUGUCGUGCGGCAAUUCAUAAAUAACCUUGACACUUACGCCCAAGACUACGAUAUGGAAGAAUCCCAAACCUUCUACUCCUACCCCAUCACUCACGACACCAAACACCAAACCACUCAACAACUAGCUGGUCUUUGUGGUUGUGAAACCCGAGCCCGUAACCAAUAUUUAGAUAAUUGA
This is a messenger RNA of Ambispora gerdemannii, 819 nucleotides long. The record is from the annotation of a GenBank genome assembly. Lineage: Eukaryota; Fungi; Glomeromycota; Glomeromycetes; Archaeosporales; Ambisporaceae.